GAGGCGGCGGCGGAGUAGGAGGCGAGGCGAGACCUGCGGCUCGGCCAGGCCACAGCCGCGGUAGCGCUAGGGAAGUCCACGGAGCCACGCCGCCCUCAACCACCCUGCGAACCUCUCGCCCUCCGCCCACUCCUCCGUCCGCCCGGCCGCCUGCCCGGCCGCCAGGUCCGGGGCGGCCUAGUCUGCAUCACCCGCCGGGCUCCUGGGGCCGCCGCCCCGCGCGGUCCCGUUGGCGUCCCUAGCCGCGCCCGGCCCCUGGCCCACUCGCCCGCCGGCACCAUGAUGGAAGAGAUCGACCGGUUCCAGGUGCCCACCGCGCACUCGGAGAUGCAGCCGCUGGACCCAGCCGCCGCCUCCAUCUCAGACGGAGACUGUAACGCCCGGGAGGGUGAGUCAGUAGCCAUGAAUUACAAACCAUCCCCGCUCCAAGUGAAGCUGGAGAAGCAGCGGGAGCUGGCCCGGAAGGGCUCCCUGAAGAAUGGCAGCAUGGGCAGCCCUGUCAACCAGCAACCCAAGAAGAACAAUGUCAUGGCCCGGACGAGGCUGGUCGUCCCCAAUAAAGGCUACUCCUCGCUUGACCAGAGCCCAGAUGAGAAGCCACUGGUAGCCCUUGACACGGACAGCGAUGAUGACUUUGACAUGUCCAGAUACUCCUCCUCUGGCUACUCCUCUGCUGAGAUCAACCAAGAUUUGAACAUCCAGCUGCUGAAGGACGGCUACCGGUUAGACGAGAUCCCCGACGACGAGGACCUAGACCUCAUCCCCCCCAAGUCCGUGAACCCCACCUGCAUGUGCUGCCAGGCCACGUCCUCCACCGCCUGCCACAUUCAGUAGCGGGCGGGGCCUCCGCGGCCGCCCGGGGCGGAACCGACGCGGGCCAGGUUGGACCCGGCAGGGGCAGACCCCUCCCCGGCUCGUCCGCCUGUCCCCGGCCUCCGCGCCCCCUACAGCCGCCAACCUCGUAACAGUCAUUGCUUCCUCCUAUGGUAGGACGUGUACCUCUGUGUGUUCAUGGAGCCGGAGAAACCAAAACCGGGUCUCUCUCCACCCCGGAGGCUGAGAGGCUGAGAGGAGGGGUGGAGGCUGUUGUUCAGUUACUUGGGGGACCUCACCCAGCACCCUGCCCCCCUCCCCAAGGCUGCAGUCCGGUGAGGGGGAGAGAGGACUGGAUGGAAGGGAGGCCAACAUUAAUGAGAGGGGGGAGGGGUCACAAACCCCAGCGAAGCCAUGAAGCCCCCAGCCCCAGCCUGACAAGGAAAGGGGCUGCGGGGUGGGGAGAGAGGCCCAGGGCAGUGGCAGCAGGUCCCAGCACUUCAGAGUCCCCUUCACGCACCCCUUGAUGGCCCAUGUACCUAUUUGCGUUUUUCCUCUCUGAUACGAAGCCUGGCAAAGCUGUCCAACCGAUAUUGCCCCUCACCCAAGGGAUCACUGCCUUCUUCCUCCUCUUUGCCCCAAUCACCCCCUUCUUGCUCCCUGGGAGUGGGGCGGGGUAAGAUGGGCCUCAGAGACAGGCCAGAGUUUGGGGUAGCAUGAUCUGUCCUCACUGGCUCCUAACCAAUGCAUCUAUCUAUCUGCCGCCUCCUCCCCAUCCCCACCCCCACUUCUGUUCAUUGGUCUCAGUCCCAGGCUGGAAGCAGGGAGCAAGGCCGGCCUCCCAUGUCCCAUUCCCAUCUCACCCCAGCCCAAGAUCUGGGAGGCUGGUUCCCAGUAAGAAUCGUCAAGGAGCAAGCUUAGGAGAAUACAGUGGGCUGAGUGGCUGUGUGGAGACGGGAGGAGGGCUUGGCAGAAUGUGCAUGUAUCUGAGGCUGUCAGGGAGUGCGUGUGUCUGUGUUGGACAGACCUGUCUUUCCUGGGGUCUAUUCCUGCCACAGAUGUGGGCGUCCCUGUGGGGAAGUGACUGUGUGUCUGUUUACGGUGUGAGCGGCUGCCCAGCAGUGCAAUGGACUGAGAGCCUCGGACUGGGAGUCGGAAGCCUGGGUUCUGGUCCUAGCUCUGGCACUCUCCCUGUGAGCUUCAACAGCCACUUGCUUUUUCUCGGCUUCAGUUUCCUCAACUGCAGAAUGAACAGCAGCUGAAAUUAUUUUUAAGGUCGUUUUAUACCUGAAGGAAUUUCUUCAUAGGAACCUCUGUGGAAGGGGAUGAGGAGAUCUCCGUGUGUCUUUGAGCACACCCAGGGGGCCUCCUGAGUUGUGUGACUGUGUAGAAAGGGGAAGGGGCAGUUUCUAUCAGGACUGUGUAUGCCUGAGUACAUGUGGAUCUGUUUGGGAACGUGUGCGUGUCUGUGAAUGUGUAUGGGUGGGCAGUUCUAUUGUGUGCGUAGCUGUGGGGGUGUCUGUGGGUCAGAAUGUGUGCACUGCUGCUCCUGCUGCCGUUGCUGGUUUGGGGGCAGGGAGCAGGAAAGCUGAGGAUGAAAAUCAAGAGGUAGAGCCAGGCCUGGGGGUGUGACCC
Messenger RNA from Propithecus coquereli (Coquerel's sifaka), 2448 nucleotides. RefSeq names its product family with sequence similarity 219, member A (gene FAM219A). NCBI's taxonomy places the organism in Eukaryota, Metazoa, Chordata, Mammalia, Primates, Indriidae. The record is from RefSeq and is a predicted model, not a curated record. The coding region runs from base 280 to 834 and encodes 184 amino acids. The transcript has 6 exons.